AAGAAGAUAAUGGUCAUAAUAUAUACACGUAUACAUAGAUCGAUGCAUGUGCAUAAUACAGUCUCUUUUUUGAAGGGUUCAUUGAGUUAGAAAACUCGUUAGCAACAUUGGUCCAAUUACAGUAACUUUCGAUAGUGGAAUGAUAUGAUUUGGUUAGCCCUAUUCAUCCAACAUUUUUGGACUGUAAAAACAUAUGAAAACAUAGCUCUGAAUAGAUCUGCCUGGCAGCGUUAUCCCUUUCACGGCACACCAUGGAAUGCAACCCAUGCUGUUGACGGACGUCGAUCAGAUCUCGCCCCGGCUGGAGGACAGUGUGCGAUAUCAGCGGAUGGUAAAUCAAUAGCAGAAUGGAGGGUGGAUCUCGGAGAAGUGCGGAACCUGCAUCACGUUUUUAUACAAUACAGGACGGACAAUGAAGCCUGGGAUCAAAACGACUACUUUAAGAGUAGAUUCUUGGGAUUUUCAAUCUACGUAUCGAACACCACCUACAAAAAGGACUGGAAACUGUGUUUCAAGGACAACAACUAUACCAUAGCCACAAUACCCAACCCUAUCAGUGUAACAUGCCUUAUGCACGGGAGAUAUGUCAUUUACUACAACAACAGAACUCAUUGGCCCUUCCCUGCUGGAUAUUCCUUUUUCGCCUUUAACGAACUGUGUGAGGUUGAAGUUUAUGGUUGUCUGACUUUAGGAUAUUACGGAGAGAACUGCUCCACUCCUUGUCCAGAAAACUGUAAGGGUGGCGACUGUGACAUUGUGGAUGGAACUUGUAUUAGCUGUGUUCCGGGAUAUAAAGGAUCUAUGUGUGACAUAGUCUGUGACGCUUGCUACGAAAAAGAAAAAUGUGACUACAAAAAUGGUACAUGUCCAAAUGGAUGUGAAGACGGGUAUAAAGGGAGCCAAUGCAAAACUGUUUGCAACAACAACACGUAUGGUCCUAAUUGCUCUAUGACAUGUGGACAUUGUCUCUACCUGUACGGAGAAAAAUGUAACCACGUGACCGGUCAGUGUCCUCGUGGAUGUGCUUCCGGCUUUCAAGGAGACCUUUGUGUUGAAUCAAGAGAUGAAUUUAAGAACAAGACAACGGUUGCAUGGCCAACGUAUAAUGCACAUAGUCCACCCGUUUCGCAAACUACAGUUCAGGUUCCUGUUUAUUCCAUCGUCAUCGUUGUCGUAUUAUUUUCAGGCAGUGCUAUUCUCAACCUGAUUUUCAUAUCCAGAAAGGCACUUUUAAGAUGUCGCAAUCGAGACGAAAAGGUGGACGAAUCUGUCGAAAAGUCACAUAUAUAUGUCGACAGUAUUGAUGUUCUAGAAAACGGAUGUGCCGCUCACCAAGAACUGGAGCAUUUUGACAAAAAUGAAAACGAUGAUAUAUAUACUUAUGUAGAAUAGAACUGGAAUUAUACGUUAUCUAUGCUGCUAUUAUGAAGACAAGGUGCUUUUAAGAAUAUUUGUUAUGUGUCAAUUCAAAUACAAUUGUUUAAAAGACAAUUGUUAAAACAAAUAUUUUUUUUUAAAUUUUACUUUGACACGGCUAAAAGAACAUAUUGGUAUAAUGAAUUUUGUUAUAAUGUUAUUCAAAGUACUGAAAAGCGCUAAGCCAGCUUACCUAUAAAGGAAAUUUACUUUGUGCAGGCUAAGUAAGAAAUGAGACAUUUAUUGAAGUUUUGGCAUAUUUUAGAUUUAAAUCAGUUGAAAGUUUCAAAGCCAGAAGGGUCAAAGUGGCGCUGUAUAUAUACUCAUCAAUAUUUUUCCUUAUUCAAUUUAUGUUUGAUUAUGAAAAGAGAGUUUACGUUCUCUCUUUUUUAAAUAUACAUUAUGAUUUAUUAUCUACACUAAAGUUAAUGCAAAUUAAGGCUGAACACGACUUGUAAAUAGACAAUUGCCUUAAACAUGGCAUACAAAAGCCUUUGAUUUAAGUUCACUUGAUUUCACACCUGUGUCUUGUGUGCGACGUGUGAAAAAGAUUUGUUUGUCUAAUUUUUGCACUUUUAUAUUGUUGUUAUACGUGCAUUUUCUUAAUAACUUUAUUGCAGUGACCAUUAUAAUUGAUGUUUUGAAUUUUCUUGUGCAUAUGUAUUGCUUAUUGUUUAGCUGGUAUGUUGUUGGGUCUAUUAAAUAACUUAAUGGCGAGGUAAAAUAAACGUCAACACAGGUGAGAUCUACAAAAAAAGUGCAAGCGUUUAGUCAGUUCCUUAUAUACGUGUUGGGGGGAGAGUGGCGAGCACCAAAAAAUAUGUUUUUUUACAGGUCGUCUUCAGCACUCAAAGGUGGAAAAACAUAUCAUCACAAAAUUGCGGAUAUUUGAUCAAAACGCCCCUUAGUUUAUCGACAGCAGCACACAAUUAACUCCAUAGCCGAGUGGUUAGAGUGUCGGAUUUAUGAUCCGUACCUCCUGAGUUUGAAUCCUGCUGGGAAUUCUGUUGCUUCAUACUGAACUGAAUUAUUAUAUAUUCAUGGUUUUGUAUUACCCCAAAUUGCUAGAUUUAUGCUUUUUGACAUAUGUACAGUUUAUUUUUCAUGAUAUAUCUAUAUUCAAUUAUUUUACUGCCAUUUUGAGUGAUUUUUUUCAGAUGUGUUAUUCCACUAAUAAAACACUAUAUUUUUCCUAAUACAUGUAUAGCGUUUGUUUAAGGUUUGGAUGAAUAGGAUGAGUCUUGUUUUUUAUAACGUCGUUUAAAAAAGUUCUUAUUAGAAAUGUUUGAUUGGGUGACUCACUGAUUAAUGUUUGUAACUGAGAAUAUUGAACGGAAAAUAAAACUUAUUUUUCUUUUA
Magallana angulata is the source of this 2775-nucleotide messenger RNA. RefSeq lists its product as uncharacterized. The record is from RefSeq and is a predicted model, not a curated record. Lineage: Eukaryota; Metazoa; Mollusca; Bivalvia; Ostreida; Ostreidae. The coding region runs from base 145 to 1392 and encodes 415 amino acids. Gene Ontology annotation, molecular function: scavenger receptor activity. The transcript is spliced from 10 exons.